UCUCUGAAAUCAAUGAAAAAACUUAUUUUUUAUAAAAGGGCUCAGUGAGUCCAUGAGGCAGAUGUUCAUUCCCCUUUGUUUUAUUAAUACAGGCAGAAAAACCAAGGUAUAGUAUUAGACACUUGCCCGUCUCAUCUCAUGCAAUGAGGUGGAGCAGACUUUGUGACAUUUUUUUAAGCCAUCGCCUCCUCCCAAAGAUGGCCAAGCCUUCCCAUCCAUACUCCAGACCUGCCCAGGCCUGUCCUUGCUGCCCAGGGAGCUAAGGCUCCUCCCCAAACAAACUUGAUACUGUGGACCCAAUAAACCUGGCCUUUCCUCUCUGUUCUUUCUGUUUCAUCCUCUUCUCCCUUUCCCCUGCUCUCUGUCCUGUCUUCAGCAGGUCUUGGCUUGGUAUCAGGGAAGGGGUUCCAUCCCAUGGCCUCCCACUCUGGGGAGCCAGAGCUCCUGCCCUGUGGAUCCUGUGACAUGGUUUUCCGCUCCUGGGCCCUGUUGGCCACUCACACUCAGCGCUUCUGCAUUGGCCGUUUGACGCGGGAGGUGACACUUGGAGCACAGCCCUCAAAAGCCUCGGAACCACAAGGUCCCACGGUAAGGGCCUCCUCCAUGGUUGCGGCGUCCCAAGAACACCAGGGCUUCCCAGAGCAGGAAGCCAACAAAUCAGCUUUAAGGAAGCUAACAGAAGAGGUGCAGGGUCUGCGGCUGUACUUGGAGGAAAUGCAACCCUGGAUAACAGCAAUUCCCAGGCAGUCCGUGCAGCCCUGGGGGCGUCCAAAGGUUCCCACCCAGGGCCCCAACUCCGCGGCUGCUGGGAGCCCCAGCGAGCGGCUGCGGGCCCUGCAACGGACUCACACAAUACGCGCGGCAGAGACGGAGGCACAGAGCCUGGCCCUGGAGCUACGCGGCGAAGAACUGAACCGGCGCAUCCAAGGUUUGGCCCGCAACCGGGGAGGUCUAUCACGCCUCCUAGGCCUGGAGCGGGAGCUUGUAGAACUCCGGGCGGAGGCCGGGCGGACCAGGGGAGCUCUGGAGGUGCUAGGAACGCGCGUUCAGCAGCUACAGUCUGAGCCCCGGACUGAGCAGAACUCCUUGCAAGGGGCAGAACUCUGUUGGCCGGUGCUACCGUCCAACCCAGGGACUCUGGCUGCUGAGAUUGGGGCCCUGCGUGAGGCCUACAUUCGAGGUGGGGGUCGGGACCCCGGCGUUCUGGGCCAGAUAUGGCAGCUGCAAGUGGAGACAUAUGCUCUGGAGCUUCGACGGUCACGUACCCACAGGGGAAGGCGGGCAGGUUCCACAUCUGGGAAACUUCUAGCAGUGGAGACUGAAAACCAGCGUCUGGAGGCAGAAAUUCUGGCUUUGCAGAUGCAGAGGGGUGCAGGCCGAGCACCCUGGGGGUCCCGAGAGCCACAAUUUGUGGCCAAUCCCAGCCUUCGCCUGAGAAAGGAAGAUCCCCCAUGCCUCCCACCACCGGUGGCUCCCCCGCUGCCACCACUUCCACACUCCACAGAGCCACAGCUUCCUGGAGCCAUGAGCAGGAACCUGGGCCUGGAUCCACACUUUGUCCUGCCCCCAGCUGAUGUUCUGGGCCCUGCUCCCUACGACCCUGGGGCUGGCCUGGUCAUCUUCUAUGACUUCCUGCGGGGCCUUGAGGCUUCUUGGACUUGGGUGCAACUAAUGACUGUCUUGGCCCGAGAUGGACGGGAUAUAGGAGGGACCACAGCUUUGCCCCCAGCCCUUUGUUUGCCCCCUCCUCCAGCUCCUGGGCCCAUGGGCAACUGUGCCAUCCUUGCCAGCAGGCAGCCUGUACCCAGACUCCCACCCUCACCAUCACUAUCCCUGGUCUGUGAGUUACAAGCCUGGCAGGGGCUGGCAGGGGCUAGGGCACCACAGCCAAAGGCCUGGGCCUCACUGGUGCUCUUUGACCGGGAUCAGAGGGUACUUAGUGGCCGUUGGCGUCUCCUACUUCGGGCCCUUCCUCGGGAUCCCAGCCUUAGCCUUGGGCAGCUGAAUGGAAUUCCCCAGGUGAGUGUGGAAAAUGGAGAGUGGGUCAACUCAAAGGUAUGGAUACAGUAUCAUUUCACCUCUCCCCAGGUAGGUCAGGCUGAGCUCUUUCUGCGGCUGGUGAAUGCAAGAGAUGCAGAUGUACAAACGCUGGCAGAGAUCAAUCCAGCCAGUGCCCACGAGUACCAGUAUCCACCUCUGGUGCCCAGCUCAGCUUCACUGGAAGCCAACUCCCUUGCACCAACAGCUGGCUUUGUUGACCCCCCUCCUCCUGCAGAAGAGCCCCUUGACAGCAGAGUCAAGGGUAGAGAUGAAGGCUUGGGCCCCACCAGCUUUGACUCAUCCCCACUGGCUUUCUGAAUCCAGAAUGUGGGUAUGAAUAGCUCAACAUGUACAGGACUAGGUCCUAAUUGAGGCCUAUUCCCAGACCUUUACUACUGUUCUGACGGAGGGUCUAGAAGCAAAAAGCAGAUGCGCACAAAAUGUGAGCUCCAACCAUAGCUUUACCACCUUAAGGCUAAAAGUAUUUGGCCUUUCUUUACCUGUUUUCCCUUUGUAAGAGAUUGAUGAGAGGAUUAAAUAUUGUCAGGUAUUUGCAGUAUCAUCUGGUAUAUAGGAAGUUCUUGGAAAGGUGGCUAAAGGAGCACUCUUUAAUCAAAGCUUGUUUGUUUUUGCUAAAAAUCAGUUUUAUUGGCACACUUCAUUCAAAUCCAAGUUUUCUCAGGACAUCCCCCAGGAAGCCUGCAGGAAGAUCUUGUAGCCAUAUACUAGUGGCCCAGUGCACGAAAUUUGUGCACAUUAAAAGGGAUUAGAGGAGCCGAAACCGGUUUGGCUCAAUGG
Myotis myotis is the source of this 2838-nucleotide messenger RNA. RefSeq names its product coiled-coil domain containing 17 (gene CCDC17). Lineage: Eukaryota; Metazoa; Chordata; Mammalia; Chiroptera; Vespertilionidae. The transcript is spliced from 12 exons. Bases 415 to 2358 code for a protein of 647 amino acids. The record is from RefSeq and is a predicted model, not a curated record.